Cottoperca gobio is the source of this 4906-nucleotide messenger RNA. RefSeq names its product transmembrane channel-like 6b (gene tmc6b). The record is from RefSeq and is a predicted model, not a curated record. The transcript has 20 exons. Gene Ontology annotation, cellular component: plasma membrane. The coding region runs from base 1782 to 4295 and encodes 837 amino acids. Lineage: Eukaryota; Metazoa; Chordata; Actinopteri; Perciformes; Bovichtidae. Gene Ontology annotation, molecular function: mechanosensitive monoatomic ion channel activity.
CAUUCAGCCAUUACAUAUUACACAAUGCACUCGCAUCAAACAAGCACAGCCAUCUGUGCUGUGUUGGAUGCACAGUGUAUGUUAUUGGUGGUUGAGUUUAGGGGAAUUUUUCUUUUGUUCUGACUUACACAGAAUAAGCCAAAUGGUGAGUUAUGUGGGAUCAACAAGCAGCUCUCUGCAUAGAUAUAGGCAGGGGAAACACUCCUUUGUACUGCAGAGUAUUAAACUCUCAGCAAACCCUCAACCCUCAGAUCUUUUCACAGGAACAUUCAAAAUGAUCUUAUGUGUCAUUGUUAUGUACCACUGUUUCUGCAUGUCAACAGGAAGGGGAUCUGACGUUGAAUGUACCCUAAUGUAUUUUUACAGUAAACUUUGAACUAAAAUUAGUAGUUGGCCCAGAUAUUAAUCCUGAUAUUAAUCUUAGGAGAAAAGAUGCUACCCGAUCCCAUAGACAUCCAGUAACUGAGAUAAGGAGAAAAUCUAAUUAUCGCAAUGUUUUUGAUCAGAUACAUGAAUCAAUUUCAACCUGCAUGAAGUGAAGAAAAAAAAGAUACAAUCUUAAGUCAGAAACAACAGUGAAUCAUGGUGUUUUUAAUUUUAUAUUCUGGAAAAUCAAUUGAUAAAUUAAUUAUGGAUCAAAUAAUUAAAGAUGAAUGGCCAAUCCAGUGACUUCAAUGCCUGAAAGGUCGCUUUGUUUUGGCAUAUUAAUGAAAAAAUCCAUUAUUUCCAUACAAAAUCCUCUUAAUUGAUUUACAUCAUUGCACACAAUAGCCCCAUAAAUCCAAAGGUAUUCUAGCUGUGUGGUAUGUGGACAUAUUCAGAUCAACUAUGAUGUCCAAAGAUCCAUCAGUAAGCAGCAUUUAUAGUUGUUGAUGUGUUUUAUUUAUCCACAGUCUCUGCUCUGCUUUAUCAAGGCAGGCUUGGAUAAAUCUGAUAAAAGAGGUUUUAUUAGUCGCUAAUGAUGAUCUGGAUCUAAUUUCCUUGAAUACCGAACACAGUGAUCAUGUUUUAAAACAACAGCACGUGUCCUCUCUGGGUCUUUGAUGAACGUUUAUAUGCAGAGGAUUGCUUUUUGGACUGAAGUGAGGGCCUUUUUCAAUCAACACAACAAACGCAGAGGAACCAGCAAGCUUCCUCCAAACCUCCCAUAUGACAUACCAUGACUGCGAACACUGACAAUGCAUCAUUCUGUCUAAUUUCACUGGUGACACUGCACCAUCUGACUCUGACCUCAUCACAAGCAGUGCCACAAUGAAGCCCUCAUGAGUGGGCAAAAUGACCUCGACUCCAUGAGUCCCAUUUCGAACCAAAAUGUAUGCGAUUUAAAUUUAAAACAGAAAGCUUUAAAUCUUUGAAGUUGUUUUUUCAUGUGGCCUUGGUUAUUUGUAGUACAUGAUGAGACUCCAUUUAUACUUGUAUUCUUAUGUAGAUACAGAUCACAUAUUAAAGCAAAGUGUAGAUGAGACCUGAGGCUGUACGUGACGUAGUCAGUUGUCAUCUAUACCCUCGAGGUUUGUGUCCUCACUAUGCAGUUAAAUAUGUGUGCAGGACAAGCAGUAGCACGACAAGAGCAUUCAAAUUCCAAGGAAGGCAUUUUACUCAUACCUGUAAAUACAAUCGCUCCGCCUCCCCCUCCUUUUCCCCUCCUCUCUCAGGUAGACGAAUAAACACCAUGGUGGGAGUGGAGUGCACGUCUGAGCAAGCGAGGGUGUGAUCUCUGUCAAUUGGUCGACAAAGAGACCGACGGCCAGACAGAUUGAGACUGUCGGAGAAGAAGAAAAAUGGCUCGAAAUGUUAACUUUGACCUGAACCACCCUCUCAUGGAAGCUGGACUGGAGAGCCCAGUAGAUGAGGAAGGUGUCCAUGACUCGUUCAGCCAGCUGAUAGCAGAGCAGAGUCAGAACAGAGGACCGUCUGACGCCUUCGAGCUGCAGCAGCUUCAGAGACAACUGGACGAGGAGGAUCGAGACAAUGUAGCCUACCUGUCCAGCCCUGGACGUGAGUUUAGGGGAAGGAGGCAGGGCCAAAGGGACAAUGAAUGGGAGGACGAUGAAACACAGACAGACCCCCUCAUGGGGGAACGUUGGUCCUCGGCAACCAUGAGGAUCCUGUCCUCCAUGCCCAGUCGCACAAUCGGUCGCAACAGGGGAGCCAUCAUCUCUCAGUACUACAACAGGACCAUGCAGCUUCGGAGACGCAGGCAGAGCAGACCCGCCAUCCGAGACUUCGCUCACUCGGCCAGACCGAGCAUACGAGGCUACGGCAUGGAGGUCGACAGUACGGACGCAGAGGCGAGUAAGAGGGACCGCUUGGUGAACAACCUGCAGAACCUGUCAGUGAGCGACAGAGUCCGGAUGCUCCGAGCGAUGCCUCUAAAUGUGGCCGAGAAGAGUGAACUCAGGAGGCUAGCUUUGCAAAAGGAGAAACGCACAUUUUCUGGCAGUCAAAUCCCCUGUUGCAGUCAGCUCAAAUAUUACAUCAUCAUUGGUGUAAGACAGAGUUGGUACAGCUGGCUGUCCUUCCUGCACUCCCUACAGCUGUGGCAAGUGGCGCUUAAAAGAGUGAGCGGCCGUUUCGGCACUGGUGUCCUCUCAUACUUCCUGUUCCUUAAGACCCUACUCUUCUUCAACCUCUUCCUGUUUCUGGUGACGGGGGCCUUCAUGGUGCUGCCUCAAGCAGUGCACCCUCCAGUGCUGCCCGCGGGGAUAAGCUCCUUCACUGGGCUGGAGCUCCUCACCGGAGCGGGCUAUUUCUCCGACUCAGUGAUGUACUAUGGAUACUACAGUAACGACACACUGCGUAAGAGCUGCGCGGAUGAUGGUGAAGUGCAGAAUGUCUCUUUAUCCAAUGGAACCAGGCUGGACUGUGGGUCCAAGCACCUCUCGUACAACAUGCCGCUGGCAUACUUUUUCACCAUAGGAGUGGCUUUCUUCGUCACAUGUAUCAUUCUUGUGUACAGCAUGUCAAAGUCGUUUGGUCAGAGCUUCAGAAUCGACAAAUCUCACAGCAUCUUGGCCAUAAAGGUCCUCUGCUCGUGGGACUUCAAGGUCAUUAAGAAAACUUCUGUCAAACUCAUGUCUGAGAAUAUCUGCACCCAGCUCAAGGAGCUGCUAGCAGAGGUGAAUCAUAAGCAGGUCAACAAAACUAGAUGCCAGAGGCUGUGGAGACUGAUGGUUCACGGCCUGGCAUGGUCUAUCUGCAUAGCAAGCACCACUGCCUGUGUGCUUGCUAUUUACUACUUCUCUGAUCACAUGUACCAGAACCUCAAGCAUCUUCGCAGUGUCGUUCUACGCAAGACCCCCGUGUUGAAUGAGGCCAGCCUGCUGGCUCUCCCCGUGCUGGUGUCGCUCAUCAACCUGCUGCUGCCCGGCCUGUUCAACCUCACAGCCUGGAUGGAGGACUACGAGUCACCUUCUGUACGCACAUAUGUCUCCAUCGGCAGAAACUUGAUGUUGAAAGUAAGCGUGCUUGGAGUCCUGUGCUACCACUGGCUGGGUCGGGUGGCUGCUGACCCCAAAAUUAUUGGACUGAAGUGCUGGGAGAGCUUUGUUGGCCAGGAGCUUUAUCGUUUCCUGCUUAUGGACUUCAUCUUCACUCUACUGGACACCUUGUUUGGAGAGUUUCUUUGGAGGUUGUUCUCUGAGAAGGCGCUGAAGAGGAGGAGGAAGCCAGUGUUCGAUAUCGCCAGGAACGUCCUUGAACUCAUCUACGGGCAGACGUUGGCCUGGUUGGGUGUUCUCUUCACUCCUCUCCUGCCUGCAGUGCAGAUUCUCAAACUAUUGCUGCUCUUCUACAUUAAAAAGAGCAGCGUGAUGAUGAACUGUCAGGCCCCCCGGAAGCCGUAUAGAGUCAGCCAGAUGACAACCGUCUUCAUCACUCUCCUCUGCUUCCCCUCCUUCCUCGGUGCCUCCGUGUGUGUCACGUACACCAUGUGGAGCAUCACACCCUCCUCAUCGUGCGGUCCUUUCCGGGGACUCAAAACAAUGUUCCAGGCGGGGAAGCGGUGGGUGGAAAAAAUGGAAAAAGAUAAUCCCAACCUGUCCGUGUUGGCCAGGGCUCACUCCUACCUGGUGGAAAACCCUCUCUUCCUGUUUGUUGGAGCAGGAAUCUUCCUGAUUGUCAUCUACUUCCACAGUCAGGUGGUGGACGGUCAAAGGAAGAUCAUCGGCUUACUACAGGAGCAGAUAGAAAAUGAGGGAGAAGAUAAGAAGUUUCUCAUCACUCGCCUCCAGAAGAUCCACGAGCAAAAACGAACGCCCGCUCGAAGACUCGUCAGUCAGAACUCCAACUGUUGAGAUCCCAACCUCCAGUAGACGAGCCUCCUCAAUUCUCUGAGCAUUGAGGUCUGGAGAAAUAACUGGAAUAAUCACAGGGACGGACAACUGUAUAUAUUACCAAAUUCAAAUGUAUUUUGCAUUUCAAAUUUGGGCAGGACUUUAUUGGCUGUGAGGCAAAAACAAACAAAGUGGAAAUAUCAGGUGAAACAGAGCUGUCCGCUUUAUACAGUGUUGUUUAUAAAUGAAAGGCCUCAACUCAACGUUUUAGGAAAUUAAAUGUUAUGGACGCACAGUACAACCCUGAAGCUGAUGUUAGUCACCUUUACAUGGAUCAGCCAUCUCUCGUAAAAGCACUUUCAUAUCAACUGUGAACAAAUCGUUUUUAUUAUUAUCCUGGUGCAACAAAACUGUAUGUACUCCACAAUGUUUUUUUUUUUAAUGCUUUUUCAUUUAAAAAUUAUAUAUACUAAUUGUAUCAGUAUGUAUGUUGGACAGUAGGUUAACUUUGGAAGUUGAUGGUGUGAGUAUGAUUAUACCGGAAACUACUUGUUUUUGUUUUUUAAGUUGCUCCUUUUUAAAUAACAACCACUGUCAUACUGUAGUUAUUAAAUUAUGUUUUAUCAUAUCAA